CGUACCUUUUAGACACUAGAUCUAGCCGUCUAGAAUGUACUAGACUCUAGAUAUCUAGAUAAGACUUUUAUCGUAGCACUCUAGACUGACUAGACUCUAUAUAGAUCUAGUCUAUAUAGAAAAAUGCCUAGAGCGAAACCUUUCAGUGGAAAACAGAAAAAACAACAACUUAAAGAUAAAAAAUCUAAAAAGCAAGAUGGACCUGCUUACUUAGCUGAAAAUAGUGAUUCAGACACUGAACGCUCAAGACAGAAAAAACAUGGACCAAAUCAGAAAACCAGCAAACCCAAAGAAAUACUAAGUAAAGAAUCCAUCCUUGCUCAACUAGAAGUUCAAAAAAUUAAUGAGCAACCUGUUAAAGGUGGUCCUAAAGGUGAAAAGUUUGAUAUUAACAGUUUCAGAUUACAUUUUUUCAAAGAAAGUGAAGAGAAGGUCCAACAGGGGAAAAGAGAAUCAAGAGUGCCAGUCAAAUUACUCACUGAGAAACAUGUUGCCUACAGCAUAGAAGAUGCCUAUCCACCAACAUGCAAACUUGACUUUCCAAAAAGACAACCAUGGAGCUACGAGCUUACUAAGGAGCAAUUGGACCAACGAGAGCGGCAGUAUUUUAAAAAUUAUGUUUUGGAUAUUUUGGAUCAGCCUAGGGCACUUGAUCUGAGCUACUUUGAACUGAAUUUAGAAACAUGGCGACAAUUAUGGCGAGUCCUAGAGCUUUCCGAUGUUCUAUUAGUCAUUGCAGACAUAAGAUAUCCAGCUCUCCACAUACCACCCAGUCUAAUCAAUCAUAUCCUCAAGGAACUUCACAAGCAGGUCAUCAUCAUUUUGAAUAAAGUUGACUUUGCCCCACCUGUGUUAGCCUUAGCCUGGAAGAGGUAUCUUCACAGUGUAUUCCCAGGCAUCCAUGUGAUAUUCUUUUCUUCAUAUCCAAGACAGUCCAAAGACCAGGAACUUCCUGUUGACUUUGACCCAUCUGCUGUGCUGUACAAAAGAGCCUAUAAAAAAAAGGCUGUUCCAGUUGGGCCGUCUGAGCUUUUGCGAGUCUGUACAGAGAUUAUACAAGGGCAAGUGGACUUGUCUUCCUGGGAAAAGAAGAUAGCUGAGGAUGCUUCUUAUAUACCUGGAGAUGAUGAUGAGGAUGACGAGGAUGAAAGUGAUAAGUCUGAUGAAGCAGCUAGCAACAAUGAUGCUGAGCAAGAAGAGUGGGAUAGAGAACGGUUUGAAAAUGCUGCACAUGCCAAAUACAAGAAUGGAAUAGUGACAAUAGGAUGUCUAGGUUAUCCUAAUGUUGGCAAAUCUUCAGUGCUAAAUGCUCUAAUGGGUAAAAAGGUUGUCUCAGUGUCCAAGACUCCAGGACACACCAAACACUUACAGACCAUCUUCAUUUGUCCAACUGUCAGACUUUGUGACUGCCCUGGUCUUGUAUUCCCAUCCAUGGUACCUAAAGCUUUACAGAUAAUUGCUGGCAUAUAUCCAGUAGCUCAAGUAAGAGAACCCUACUCAGUUGUUGGAUUUCUGGCUCAAAGAAUUGAUAUUCCAAAAUUAUUAAAACUCAGCCCACCAGACAUGUCAUCUGUGGAAAAGGAUGAGGAGAGUGGACAGUUGUUGUGGUCAGCCCAUGACAUAUGUGAAGCUUGGGCAAUCAAAAAUGGUUUUACGACCUCAAAAGCAGGAAGACCAGAUGUUUACAGAGCAGCCAAUAGUUUGCUUAGACUAGCCGUAGAUGGUCAACUGUGCUUGUGUUUCAGACCUCCCAAGUAUAAAGAUCAUUCUGAACAACUUCUGUCAGACCCAGAGACCAACAAAUUGUCCACAAUACUUGCAAAUAAACUAUCUGACCCGAAAGACUCUGAUCAUGAAGACAAACAAGAAGAGAGUGAGGCUGAAGAAGAUGAGGAAGAGGAGGAAAGUAACUUUCAACACAGAGGAAUGUUUGAUAAGCUACAGGAACUAGAUGAUGAUGACCCAACAUAAAAGAAUUGACUUUUUUACAAAAUUUGAAACUAGAAAUGUUAUUUGUGAAUAGAAAUAUUCAACUAAAGAAAAAUCACUGGAAAGAAGUUUGUGCCUUAAUUUGUUGACAAUUAUUUACCAGUUAUUUAGUGUGACAAAAAUAAAGAGAUGACUGUCAUAUUGAAGUAAUCUAAUAUGUUUCUUAUGAAUUAUAAACCUUUGCUUUGCAAUAAUUACUUUUCACAUUAAGUUUUGCAUAAUUUUAGGAUAUUAGUACAAUAAAAAUGUAUUUAUACAAAGACAUUGAUUUAGAUUUGUACAUUUUUUGUUCAUUCUAUUCUCUUUCACUAGUAUGACACAAUGUAUCUAUUGGGGUGAUGUUUUUACAAUACCUCUAUUCAACUUGCAUACAGAUAUUAAAAAUUGCUGUAAUGAUUUUCCUAGAAAUGGGACAUUUGCUGUAUAACGUUGGGAAAAGAAUUACUAGCUCGUUGGCCACACUGGUGAAACUCUAGUUUGACUUAAUAAUUUUUCUUAGUAAAAAAAGAACAUUUAAAGUUGGCUAGAGGAUGAGAAAAUAUCGGGUAUUUCGCAUCUAGGCCUUAUCCAUUCAAUAUUUUAAUUAAUUAAUUUUCAGGAACAUUUUGCGCAUCCUCUUCUAAGUCUAGAUCUAAAGGUUAUAAUUGGAAUAUUAUAAAGUCAGUAGAUUUUUACACUUUUACAGGAUUCUUUCUUGAGGGAAAGGGGCGGGGUAGAAAAUGUUACUUUUUUUUUUUAAAUCUUCCAUUCAUUAGUGAUUAAGAGAAAAAUAAUCGCUCAAUUUCCUGUAUAAAGGAAGUAUUGUCUUUUUUUUUUUAAAAGUAUUAUUUAUGAUUUUCUUUUUUAAUUUGAUAAUUCAACAUUUUUAUUAUGAUUUAUUAAUUAAAUUUUAAAAUGUUUUGAAUUCUGUGUGAUUAUUACAACAGCAUUUCUGAACUUUUUUUGGAAAAGCUUGUAUACAGUAAACAUAUAAUAUCUAGAAUUAUGUUAUCUUUCUGUUGAAAAUUUAAAUUGCUUGCACUGUCCAAUCAGCUGGCCAGUUUACACAACAUAACCAAAUGUGAAAGUAUACAACAAUACAAAUAUAUGAAAAUCAAAACAGUUAAAGAAUAGAUAGAUCUAGAUCAGAGGUGGGCAACCUUUUUCUAUUGAGGGCUGCAUUAAAAAGAAAUUAGGAAUUGGGGGCAACAAACAUAUA
Molecule: messenger RNA, 3187 nt
Organism: Biomphalaria glabrata
Lineage: Eukaryota; Metazoa; Mollusca; Gastropoda; Planorbidae
Product: guanine nucleotide-binding protein-like 1
Exons: 13
Coding region: 124-1971 (615 amino acids)
Molecular function (GO): GTPase activity; GTP binding
Source: RefSeq, a predicted model, not a curated record